Molecule: messenger RNA, 2488 nt
Organism: Ipomoea nil (Japanese morning glory)
Lineage: Eukaryota; Viridiplantae; Streptophyta; Magnoliopsida; Solanales; Convolvulaceae
Product: splicing factor U2af small subunit B-like
Exons: 5
Coding region: 74-1036 (320 amino acids)
Biological process (GO): mRNA splicing, via spliceosome
Cellular component (GO): spliceosomal complex; U2AF complex
Molecular function (GO): pre-mRNA 3'-splice site binding; metal ion binding
Source: RefSeq, a predicted model, not a curated record
UGUUCUCCAGACACGGGAUAAAGUGUAGAGAGAGAGACAGCAGCUGAAUUUGAAGUUUGAAGUCUCGGUUUCAAUGGCGGAGCACUUGGCAUCGAUAUUCGGAACGGAGAAGGACAGGGUGAACUGCCCCUUCUACUUCAAGAUCGGCGCGUGUCGUCACGGCGACCGCUGCUCCAGGCUCCAUACCAAGCCCAGCAUCAGCCCCACCAUCCUCCUCUCCAACAUGUACCAGCGCCCCGACAUGAUCACCCCCGGCGUCGACGCCCAAGGCCGCCCAAUCGAUCCUCAUAAGAUGCAAGAACACUUCGAGGAAUUUUAUGAAGAUUUGUUUGAGGAAUUGAGCAAGUAUGGUGAGAUUGAGAGUCUGAAUGUUUGUGAUAAUCUGGCUGACCACAUGGUGGGCAAUGUUUAUGUUCAGUUUCGAGAAGAGGAGCAGGCUGCAAAUGCUCUGAAAAAUCUCUCAGGAAGGUUCUAUGCUGGAAGACCUAUCAUUGUUGAUUUCUCUCCAGUAACUGAUUUUCGUGAAGCAACAUGUAGACAGUAUGAGGAAAAUUCCUGCAAUCGUGGCGGGUACUGCAACUUUAUGCAUCUUAAGAGGAUUAGCAGGGAGCUGAGGCGGCAUUUGUUUGGGAGGUACCACAGAAGGCGCAGCCGAAGCAGAAGCAGGAGUCCCUACAGGCAUAGAAGCUAUGAAGAGCGUUCUCACAGGAGCCAUAGUAGGAAGUAUGAUGAUAGGGAUCAGUACUACGAGAGUAGGAGUAGGAGGCACCGAAGCACAAGUCCUGGCCAUCGGAAGGGGCGUAGCAGGAGCCCAGGUGGUAGAAGAGAGAGAAGUCCUGUUAGGGAUGGAAGUGAAGAGAGGCGUGCUAGGAUUGAGCAGUGGAAUCGGGAAAAGGAGCAGGCUGAUCUUGCUAAAAAUGCCAAUGCAGAAGUCCUUGAUCACAAAAGUGAAAAUAAUGAGAGGGGUUAUGCACAAGAUGAGGAUCAGUACUAUGGCCAACAACAUCCUUCACAACGAAAUGGAUAUGCAUACUGAUAUCUCUCUUGAACUGGUUUGUGUCCUUUCCCUUAUGAUUGAAUCUGUUUUGCCGUAUAGGUACAACAAUUCUGUUUCAAAGCAGGGCCACCUAUCCUAUAAAAGUUAGCUUACUGUCCAUUUUCCACUGUGCAGGCGGUGCAGGUUUUCAAUAUUGUGAUAGGGAAUAUAAAUGAAAUUUCUUUCAUAUUUUUAAUAGUAUCUUUGGCUUGCAUGUUUUCUUUGGUCCAAUAGUUGAGUGCUUAAAAACCAUUCUGAAAAUCUUGAAGCCGUUUUCUGCGUUCCUUCUUGCACUUUUAAAAUCUUGAGACCAUUUCCCACCUUUGUAUUUGCAUGCACUGAAAUAAUUUGCCUCAAAUUUCUGUAAAUUCAUUUGGGGGAGUGCAUAUUCUCUAAUUGAUCUGAAGUUGAAUAAACCAUUUCAUAGUAUGAUUAACCAUCUCUCGUUGAGGUCAAGUUCCCCUCACAAAGGGCAUCAAUAAGAUUUUUUUGCAUUUGUUUGCCAAGUGGUGAACACUUUUACUUGUAAGGAUGCUCAAUUAGCUCUUUAAGUCCCCACAUAAUUCAAGAUUUGUGACAUGGUUAACAUCAUUGGAGAAUGCUAUAGCCUUUGCAGAUUAUGGAUCUCUGUUUACAUUCACUCACCUUUGAGUUCAUCUUGCAAAUAGGUCAUCCCAAUAUCCCUUUUCACCAAAACUAAAAUAUGUGGUCCUUGUUUUUUAUCCCUUCCAUCAUUUUCGUUGCUUUCUUGUGCCCUUCAUAUCAUCUUGUAAACAUGAAUACCAAAUCACCCUUUCCUCUUUUUAAACAAAAGUUAAAAUUAGUUUGCCUCCUCCAUUGUUCCUUGUUUUGUAAUUGCUUUUUGUGCAGCUAUAGGACAUCAUACUUAUAAACAUGAAUCCCAAAUCGCUUCCCUCUUUUCUAAACAAGACAUUAAGGUUGCCUCCAUUAUUGUUCCUUGUUUUUUAUUUGCUUUUUGCGCAGUCAGGUUGUCCUGUGAGCAACACCAUCCAGGCUAGUAGAUAUUCUACUUCUCUCAUUUAAAUAUCCUAUCAGGAACUUGUCUGUCUUACAUUUACCACAAGUUUUGCAGGAAACAGGUCCAGGUUUCCAUGCAGAUAAUGACCAGUCAUCAUCAUAUUUUAAUAACAGCUUGCCAUGAAAUUUGUAACAGGUCGUCGAAGAUACAAGGCAGUCGAUGCUCUUUGGUGUCAGGAAUUUGUAUUAAAAGGAUCGGUUGAGGAGCCUUUGUGGAAUUUUAGUAUUGUGCAUCCAUCUUUAGGUGAUGUGGGUUAGACUGUCCAGUGUGGAUUGUACACAUAUGGGAUGAGCAACUUCACUUAAAAAUGACCAAGGGUGUUUCUAUGCUUUAUUUAUGAUGUAUGGAAAUGACCAUUUUCUGUCUUUUUAACAUGGAUUCUAUUUUUCAUCCCAUAUUUGAUUAGGUUCAGU